Corvus hawaiiensis (hawaiian crow) is the source of this 2882-nucleotide messenger RNA. RefSeq names its product uridine-cytidine kinase 2 (gene UCK2). The coding region runs from base 186 to 971 and encodes 261 amino acids. Gene Ontology annotation, molecular function: kinase activity; ATP binding. Gene Ontology annotation, cellular component: cytoplasm; cytosol. Lineage: Eukaryota; Metazoa; Chordata; Aves; Passeriformes; Corvidae. The transcript has 7 exons. The record is from RefSeq and is a predicted model, not a curated record.
GUGUGGACGCAGUGCCGCCCGCCGGCGGGCUGGGCCGGAGCAUGUGCAACUGCGGCAGCACCUGGCAAGGAGCCGCAGCGCCGGGGAUGUGAACCAGGCGGGGAGGAAGGCCCUUGACUCAUCAGAUAAAUCCAGCCCCGCACUGCGAGUGAAGGCGGAGGAGGCGCGGCGGCGAGCAGCGGAGGAUGGCGGGGGACAGUGAGCAGCGGCUGGAGGAGCAGGGGCAGCCCAGCGGCGGGGAGCCUUUCCUCAUCGGCGUUAGCGGCGGCACGGCCAGCGGCAAGUCAUCAGUGUGCUCCAAGAUUGUCCAGCUGCUGGGCCAGAACGAGGUGGACUAUCGACAGAAGCAGGUGGUGAUCGUGAGCCAAGACAGCUUCUACCGGGUGCUCACCUCAGAGCAGAAAUCCAAAGCACUCAAAGGCCAGUUCAAUUUUGACCACCCAGAUGCCUUUGACAACGAGCUGAUCGUGAAAACACUCAAAGAGAUCACAGAAGGGAAGACGGUCCAGAUUCCUGUCUAUGACUUUGUCUCCCACUCCAGGAAAGAGGAGACGGUGACCGUGUACCCAGCUGACGUGGUACUCUUCGAAGGCAUUCUGGCCUUCUACAGCCAGGAGGUGCGGGAUCUCUUCCGCAUGAAGCUCUUCGUGGACACGGACGCAGACACCCGACUGUCCCGCAGAGUGCUACGAGACAUCAGUGAGCGAGGCCGGGACCUGGAGCAGAUCCUAUCUCAGUACAUCACCUUCGUCAAGCCCGCCUUCGAGGAGUUCUGCUUGCCGACCAAAAAAUAUGCUGAUGUGAUCAUUCCCAGAGGAGCAGAUAAUGAAGUGGCCAUAAACCUGAUAGUGCAGCACAUCCAGGACAUUCUUAACGGAGGACUCAGCAAACGCCAGAGCAACGGGUACCUGAAUGGCUACACUCCCCCGCGCCAGCGACAGCCCUCAGAGUCCAGCAGCCGGCCCCACUGACCCAGGCAGAGGCGUGAGGCCACGGCCAGGCCGCUGGGCACUGCCACGGCCCCUCUGUACAUACUGUCCACUCAUUCCCCCCUUAUCUAUUUAAGAAACCAGAUGGAGACGAAUGCCUUUAAUUUUGUAUGUUCGAAUUGCCGAAUGAGAAGCAGCCAGUUGCUCAGGAGCCUGGACUACCCUCAGCUCCCGGCCUUGCUCAAUAACUCCUCCAGCAUGGAACUGGCUAUAAAUCUCUAUAAAUAUAGAAUUGCUCUAUUUUUGUGUAAAUGCAGAAUAACGUAAAAUUACUUGCCGUAAGGUAUUUGCCAGGCUCAGUAUUGCUGGGAGGGACUGGGAAAGGGGGUCCUGAGAGGUGAUGGUGUGAGGAUCUUCACCUCAAAGGUGGUAAAGAAGGAAGAGCAUUCAACAGCUGCUUUAGUAUCACUGUGGUGUCCAUCCUGGGGAAGGGCAGUGGCAGCUUGAGUGUGGGCUGAGUGUUACACCUGGGCUGGGAUUGUCUCUUCCUGCCAUUGUUUUCAGGUCUGAGCAGCCUGGUUUUGGCUGGCAGGUGCUGCACAAUGCCUCUGGCAGCUGGGAGAAUGAUGUGGAGUAUCUCCCCCUGACUCUCUGCAGCUCCAGGUCUCAGCCUUUAAACAGCAUGCCAUUCUGUGCCUGACACUCCUUCCCACCACAGGUGUGGGGCUGCCGUCACACCCUCCAGUGAGGACCUGGAAGGUGGUGCUGGGUAUGUGGCCAUGUAAACACGGCCUUUUUAGCAGUCUCAAUGCCUGGCUUGUGUGGGGGCAGCACACGGAUGGAUACCUUUAGCCCCUCUGGAGCUUGGUGGCCAUGUCUGGUGGCACUGUUAGUUGACCCUGGGCUGACCUGCCUGGAGGUUGGCUUGCAGGUCAGAGGUGUGUCUCAUUCCUCACUUGGAUUGGUUUUGCUCUUGUAUGCGGGAUUUUGGGAUGAGGUAUGGUUACAGGAGAACCAGCCUCUUCUAAAAGAAAGGGGCAGUGGCUGAUAAAAGGCAGCUGCUGAGCUGCCUGUCUGAAGGGCUCCGUAGUGAGUGGUCCCUGGGCUGCCUCACAUCCCCAUGUGGGACAUCCACAGGUCCCAUCUGGGUAGUGUGAAACUGGGUGCCCAGCAGUCCUCUGCUCCCUGUUUUCAGAGCAUGCUCUUGCCUGUCCUGUGUCCCUUUCACUGUCCUGGAGGAGGACAGUGUCCCAAGGGCUGGCCAGGCAGUGCUCUUCCUUGCCUAGGGUGAGACUUAGUCUCCCCAUACCUGGUAGUGCUACAACAGCUGUGUCCAGAGAUGCCUGGUGGUGUUAGGGAUGCCCGGAGAGGCUCCCUGCAGGGUGGGGCAGUUUGGCUGGGGCAGGAGCUUGGUGGGAGCCAGUGGGAGGGGGUUUGGUGGGAUGGUAGCUAGGAAAGAUCCUUUGACCAGUGCUGCUAAGACUGACUUGCACUCCCAAACCCAAAAUUUCACAGACAUCCCACAAAGCCUGGAGCAGGGACCCUUAGCCUUGCUCCCUCAUGGUUUUUCCAGUCUUUCCAGAGCAUUGGUUUUGCUCUGUGGUUAAGGGUUUAACGGACCAUGCUCCAUUGCUCUCCAGUCUGAUGUAAGCUGGGACAAGCUUUCGUCUUUGAGAGAGCAAGAAAGGAUACACCUCCCCGCAGUGACUGCUGCUGGGACAGACUCAUUCCUUCUUGCUCUGUGAUGAGGCAGUCUUUUAUCCCCCUCCCUGUCUGCCAGCAUUCCUCCAGGCAUGUCGGCUUUGCCAUGACCAAGGGCUGGCACUGCCUAAUUCUGUGUAGGUAAGAGGGACCAAAGCCCUGCAGAACUGGUGAGGCUUCUCAGAGCUUAUGCAGAAGACAAGAUAAAAUAUUGACCUCCUCUCCCUGGUGAAUAAAGACAGAAUAAAUGGA